AUGAACAACAUACGUGAAAAGUUGGACGAUACGACAAUCGAAGAACACCGACUACAUCAAAACAAAACACACGAAAAAUACUGGUAUAGAUGGGGUCCCUACCUUAGUGAAAGAGCUUGGGCUACAGUCCGUGAAGAUUAUUCAUACAAUGGUGAUGCAUGGUCUCAUUUCCCCUUUGAACAUGCCAAUUCUCGUGUCUUUAGAUGGGGUGAAGAUGGGCUGUUUGGAGUUUCUGAUAAUAAGGAAUUCAUUUGUUUGAAUGUCGCUUUGUGGAAUGGGAAAGAUUGUAGAUUGAAAGAAAGAUUGUUUGGGUUGACUGGACCGCAGGGGAAUCAUGGUGAAGAUGUUAAGGAAUUGUAUUAUUAUUUGGAUAAUACUCCUACUCACUCAUAUAUGAAGGCAUUGUAUAAGUAUCCAUUUAAGAAGGCGUUCCCUUAUGAGGAAUUAGUGGAGGAGAAUGGGAAAAGAGGCUAUAAGGAUAAAGAAUUUGAAGUUUAUGAAAUUGAUGGAUUGUAUCAUGAUAAAGAGACGGAUGAUGAUCCUUAUUAUGAUGUCUUUUUCGAAAUGGCUAAAGAUGAUGAAAAUCCAGAUGAUUUGAAUUUUAGAAUUACUGUGCAUAAUAGAAGUAAAUUGGAUUCCGGUGAACUUUACAUUUCCCCCCAGAUUUUCUUUAGAAAUACUUGGGCUUUUAAUCCGGAAGAAUCGAAAAAAUUAGGUGGGAAGCCAAUUUUACAACAAGAUGAGAAAAGUAAUAAUUUAAUUCAUGUUAAACAUAGAAAAUAUGGUGAUCGCCAAAUUGUUUUCCAACCAUCUCCAGGUGGAUUCGGUAACCCAGAAGAAAAUCAAGACCAACAACAUGAAGUGGAAGAUAUCGAUCCUGUUCUACUUUUCACUGAAAAUGAUUCCAAUUUAGUCAAAUUGUUCAAUGAAAAGGAAAAUCCAACUAAAUAUAGUAAAGACGCAUUUGAAGAAUAUCUUGUCAAUGGUAAAACCGAUACAGUUAAUCCAAACCAUGAAGGUACUAAAGCAUGUGCAGUUUAUCAUUUUAAAAAUAUUCCACCAAACGAUUAUGUUACAGUUAGAUAUAAAUUUACAAACGAUAGUGAAAACAAGAUUUUCCCAACAAAUGAUAUUUCCAUAAUCGAUGAAGAUGAAUUUGAUUCCAUCUUUGAUAAACGUGAACAAGAAGCUGAUGAAUUCUAUUGGAGAAUCACACCAAUGCCCAUUAGUGAUGAAUUAAGAAACGUUCAAAGACAAGCAUUCGCAGGUUUAAUGUGGACCAAACAAUUUUAUAAUUUCACAUAUGAUGCGUGGUAUAAUGGUGAUCCAGAUAUUAAACCAUUCCCACCACCAAAUAGAGCUAAUGGUAGAAACAAAAAUUGGAGACAUCUUUACAUUGAAGAUAUCUUAUCCAUGCCUGAUAAAUGGGAAUAUCCAUUUUUCGCUUCAUGGGACACUGCAUUCCAUUGUAUCCCAUUAGCUAUGAUUGAUCCUGAAUUUGCCAAGAGACAAUUAGAUUUAUUAACAAGAGAAUGGUACAUGCAUCCAAAUGGUCAAAUUCCAGCAUAUGAAUGGAAUUUUAAUGAUGUUAAUCCUCCAGUUCAUGCAUGGGCCGUGUAUCGUGUCUUUAAGAUUGAAAGAAAUAUUUAUGGUCGUGAAGAUCGUGUCUUCUUAGAAAGAGUUUUUCAAAAAUUAUUAUUGAAUUUCACUUGGUGGGUUAAUCGUAAGGAUUCAGAGGGGAAAAACGUUUUUGAAGGUGGUUUCCUUGGAUUGGAUAAUAUUGGUGUUUUUAAUAGAUCAGAACCUUUACCUACUGGUGGGACUUUGGAACAAGCUGAUUCUACUGGUUGGAUGGCUUUCUUCUCAUUACAAAUGUUAAAUAUCGCAUUGGAAUUAGCAAAAGAGAAUCCUGUUUAUGAAGAUAUUGCCUCCAAAUUCUUUGAACAUUUUAUGUUGAUUAGUGAUUCUAUUUCAUUUGAAUACGAACUUGGUAGAAAUAUGGAGGGUAAUUGUGAAGAAGUCGCUAAACAAAACUUAUGGAAUGAAGAAGAUCAAUUUUAUUACGAUGCAAUUACUUGGGAUAGUAAAAAUAGACAACAAUUACCCAUCAGAUCUCUUGUUGGUUUGAUUCCUUUAUAUGCUGCAAUGACUUUAGAACCAAGAAUUUUGGAGCAAUUUCCUGGGUUUAAGAAAAGAGUGGAUUGGUUCAUUGAAAAUAAACCAGAAAUGUUUGGUAGAAAUAUUGUAACCAUGACCAAGAAGGGUGUUGGUGAAAGAUUAUUAUUAUCAUUAGUCAAUAAGGAUAGAUUACAAGCCAUAUUGACAAGAAUGUUAGAUGAAAAUGAAUUCUUGUCAUCGUACGGUAUUAGAUCUCUUUCUAAAUAUCAUGAAAAGCAUCCUUUUGAAAUGGAUGUUCAUGGUCAACAUUAUAAAGUUCAAUAUUUACCUGGUGAAUCUGAUUCUGGUAUGUUUGGUGGUAAUUCUAAUUGGAGAGGUCCAAUUUGGUUAGCUACAAAUUUCUUACUUAUUGAAUCACUACAAAGAUUUUAUUUGUAUUAUGGUAGUGAUUUCAAAGUGGAAUGUCCCGUUGGAUCAGGAGAGUAUUUAAACUUAGCUGAAGUGGCUGAAGAAUUAGGUUAUCGUAUGAUUCAUUUAUUUGUUCCAGAUGAUAACGGUGAAAGAGCAAUCAAUUAUGGUCCAUAUAAUAAAUUUUUAUCAACAGAUCCAUAUUUCAAAGAUUAUGUUACAUUUUUCGAGUAUUUUGAUGGUGAUACUGGUAGAGGUCUUGGUGCUUCACAUCAAUGUGGUUGGACUGCAUUGGUGGCCAAAUGGAUUAGUGACGUUGGUAUGUCAUGUAUUAGAUUACCAAGAACUCCAAGGGCAUCAAUUUCGACUAUGAGGACAACAGAUUCUGAUAUGAUUGAUGAAGUUAAAUCGAAGAGAUGGGCAAGACGUAAGAGUGCUAAAUCAUUGGUUAAUUUUACUAGUAAUGUAUUAGAAUUAUCUGAAGAGGAGAAAAGACAACAUACUCUUGGUGGUACUCAUACUGGUUUAACACCACAAAGUAGUGUUUGUAGCAAGAUAGCUAGAGAUGCAUUAGGAGAAGAAGUAGAAGAAGAAAACGAAGUAGAGAUCUCAUCACCAAGUGAACAAGUGAAUGAAGAGGAUAAAGAUGGUGAUAAAACUAUUAUAAACAAAUUAAAGGAUAAAAUGAAGAAAAUGAAUUUUGUUAAUAAAUCUGAAGAAAAUACCAAAUGA
This is a messenger RNA of Naumovozyma dairenensis CBS 421, 3258 nucleotides long. RefSeq lists its product as uncharacterized. Gene Ontology annotation, biological process: protein N-linked glycosylation; oligosaccharide metabolic process. The transcript has a single exon. Lineage: Eukaryota; Fungi; Ascomycota; Saccharomycetes; Saccharomycetales; Saccharomycetaceae. Gene Ontology annotation, molecular function: Glc3Man9GlcNAc2 oligosaccharide glucosidase activity. Gene Ontology annotation, cellular component: endoplasmic reticulum membrane. The record is from RefSeq and is a predicted model, not a curated record. Bases 1 to 3258 code for a protein of 1085 amino acids.